AUGACGGGAAAAAUAGAGGUAAUUGAAAAUAUUGAAAGCAUUGAAGAAGUUUGGGCAGUUAAGCAUGAACUUUAUUCUUCAGAUUUGAGUGGUCAGCUUGAAAAGAUUAUGACACCUAAUCUUGAUUGUAACGUGAACAAGCAAAUUAUUGUUCCUGAAAUUGUAUUCAACUUGAAAUAUGAGGAGAAUAAAUCAAGUGAUCCAUCAGAUUUCAGUCCUGGAGCCCUCAAUUCUGGUGAAGAUUCUGCUAUUACUUCUAACGAUGAACAAGAUACAAUGAUAAAGGUAAAAGUAGAUGAAUCUUCUAAAAUGUUUCAAUUGGAUAAAAAACCUAUCUCUAGUAUUAAGGUAGAAAAUCUUCCUAUAGAAAGAGAAUUACAAUUUAAUCUGUUUAAAAUUUCAGAAAGUAAGGCCCUAAUUCUUAUCAAUGCAAUGAAUUCUACAACUCUUUUGCAACAACUUACACCUUCGAGUAUGGGGUGUGCACUCUAUAAGGCUCAAGAAAAGAGAUAUCAUCAGAAACCAGAGAAAAAGGUAUUGUUUCGUUACCAUGAAAAGAGCAUUGAUAAGCCAUUCAAAAGAACGAGUCGGAGACCAAUCGAGAAAAAAUUUACAAUAAAUGUCUUGGAUACUUUAGUUAAAUAG
Messenger RNA from [Candida] anglica, 645 nucleotides. The record is from the annotation of a GenBank genome assembly. Lineage: Eukaryota; Fungi; Ascomycota; Pichiomycetes; Serinales; Debaryomycetaceae.